Molecule: messenger RNA, 3371 nt
Organism: Synchiropus splendidus (mandarinfish)
Lineage: Eukaryota; Metazoa; Chordata; Actinopteri; Syngnathiformes; Callionymidae
Gene: tacr3a
Product: tachykinin receptor 3a
Exons: 5
Coding region: 208-1383 (391 amino acids)
Biological process (GO): G protein-coupled receptor signaling pathway; positive regulation of flagellated sperm motility
Cellular component (GO): sperm midpiece; plasma membrane
Molecular function (GO): tachykinin receptor activity
Source: RefSeq, a predicted model, not a curated record
GUGGGGGAUUCGAUCCCUUUCGGUGCAAGUCUGUGGAUACUUCAGGCUUUAACUGGCGUUUGAAAUGAACAGUGCGUCACAUCGCGCGUCAUUGUGCCUGAAGCGCUCCUCGUUGCCGGUGUAACGCUUCAUUCCUCUCGAGCGCCAAAACGUGUUGUUUUCUUUUUUUAAUUUUGAUUUUUAACGGGAAGGAUAAGAAGGAAAAGGAUGGCCUCCAAUAAUAACGGAUCUAACAUCACCGGUAACUACACCAACCAGUUUGUGCAGCCGCCGUGGCGCGUCGCGCUCUGGUCCGUCGCCUACAGCGCGGUUCUGGCGGUGGCGGUGUUCGGGAACCUCAUCGUCAUCUGGAUCAUCCUGGCGCACAAGCGCAUGAGGACGGUCACCAACUACUUUCUGUUGAACUUGGCGUUUUCGGACGCGUCAAUGGCCGCUUUUAAUACUUUGAUCAACUUUGUCUACGCCACUCACGGGGACUGGUACUUUGGGGAGGCGUACUGCAAAUUUCACAACUUCUUCCCGGUCACGUCGGUGUUCGCCAGCAUCUACUCCAUGACUGCCAUCGCCGUGGACAGGUACAUGGCCAUCAUACAUCCUUUGAAGCCACGCCUGUCAGCAAAAGCCACGACCGGGGUGAUUUUUUGCAUCUGGAGUCUGGCUGUGGUCCUGGCCUUUCCUCUCUGCUACUUCUCCACAGUUCGAGUCCUUCCCCGCAGGACCCUGUGCUACGUGGCCUGGCCCCGAAUGGUGGAUGACGCCUUUAUGUAUCACAUCAUAGUGACAGUCCUGGUCUACCUGCUGCCCCUGGUGGUGAUGGGGAUCACGUACACCAUUGUGGGGGUGACCCUGUGGGGAGGGGAAAUUCCAGGAGACUGUUCUGACAACUAUCACGGGCAACUUCGGGCGAAGAGAAAGGUGGUGAAGAUGAUGAUCAUCGUGGUGGUGACCUUUGCCCUCUGCUGGCUGCCUUAUCACGUCUACUUCAUCGUGACGGGUCUGAGCAAACACCUGAAGAAGUGGAAGUACAUCCAGCAGGUUUACCUCUCGGUGCUGUGGCUGGCCAUGAGCUCCACCAUGUAUAACCCCAUCAUCUACUGCUGCCUCAACAGCCGGUUCCGAGCCGGCUUCAAGCGAGCAUUUCGUUGGUGUCCCUUCAUUAAAGUGUCCACUCACGACGAGUUGGAGCUGCGUUCGGCUCGGAUGCUUCACACCAACCAGAGCAGCAUGUACACACUGUCUCGGAUGGAAAACCUCUACGACGCUUCAGACGGUGAUGGCGGAGCCGCGAGGAGAUCCAACAGGACCAGGAGUUCCAAACGCAAUCCCCAGACGGCCGACGACUGCAGCAGCAGGGAGAAAGCGCUGAACGGAAGUGUGCUCUAAUGAUGGAUCGGAGAACACGCCUUGCUGUCACGCCAUUCUUCACCAGGCAGCCAUUCUCAAACCCGUGGAGACUUUAUCUUUGCAAAUCAUUCAUAGCCAUUCAUCGCUGAUAACUUCUCAACAGCCGGACCGGAUGUACGUCUUAAUAUGAAUUUUCCGAGACUCAUGUUAACAUUUCCCAAUAUAUUUUACCAAUAUAUUUAUGGGAUAUUUAUUUUCCUAGAUGCGUAUGAAGAGCACAACAGAUUCAUGUGGGCAUCUUUAGACACACUUCUAUAUAUAAAAUAAGAGGUGAUGAAGCUGAGGAACGAUAUUUUUUAUUAAAGUUCAUUUGAAUGUCACCGUCGGUUGGAAAAAAAGAUCCUGAAAAGCAACAGGAAAACCAAUGAGGUGAGAGAGGAAGAGCCAUAGGUUGAAAAUUGAUUGAGAAAAAGUUGGGUCGGAAGAGACCAAAUAUAGAGACUGAAGAUAAUGUGAUCACAAGCUUGCAUGAGAUUUAUGAGCCAUUUUUUUCUGUAUUUUUUUCUGUUUACUUUUACUUCAGGGAUUGGAUCGGAUCAGAUUUUUUUUUUUUAAUCAAACACCUACAAUAUCUUUAUCAUUCGUAAUCUGAAGAAAUGAAAAACAGCAGCAAACUGGUCACGUUAUAUUGAUCUAAAGGUGGAACCGCUCAGGCCUCACUGUGAGGGUGUCAAUGGCCCAACAAACAGCCAGAAGUUUAGAAGUUUAUUCAUCAGUUCAGUCUUGAUUGUCCUCUUUGGGGGUCCAAGUUUGUUGAGUGCAGAUUGAUUUUUGCCUCCCAAACUUACAUGGCUCAUGUCGGAUUGAGCGCAAACGAUUGCACGUGUCGAUGGAUCGAGCGAGUGAACACUCGUUGGCCUCUGUGGAUCAAUCAUUUCCCCACACACAGUGAUUUCUGGAACAAAAGCAGCGCCGAACUUCUGCUAAAAUUGUUCCAUAUUUAGGUUGAAAUGUAUAUUUUUAUUAUUUUCAAGUGAAGUUGAGCCUAAAAACAAUGAUCUUGGUAUUGCUUGCGACCGUCAUGUAAUUGUUGCCAAAACUUUCAAUCUUUGUUUCCCAAGGUCGACAAAGAGUCAGAAGUGAUGCAGCAACACAAAAUAAAUGGGAAGCCUUUGUGUUGUUGUGGCGCAUCAUGGGACUUGUAGUGUUGCAGUUGGUAGUGCUGGUCCAUUCAUUGUCAUUCCAGAAGCAGCUUGGAUGUGACCUUGAGUUUGGCAGGCCUGAUUUUAACAGUAUCUGUAAUGUAUCUCGUCUGGGUCAUUUCCAUUAAGGAGAAAUUUAUCAGGAUAUAUAUAUAUAUAUAUAAGGAUUAUACAUCUAUAUAUAUAUAUAUAUAUAUAUAUAUAUAUAUAUAUAUAUAUAUAUGAAGCAGAUUCAAAAAGAGAAAGAGAAAGAAAGAAAACAAAACCAUAAACUCAAUCCAGAGGGAAUAAUGGUCAACAGAACUCGUAUCGCUUUGUCUAAUUGAGCAGGUGGAACAAUGAAGAUUCUAAAUUACACCGGUCAUGAAUCACAUGCCCACAGACCUUUCUUGCUGAGGUGCACAUUAUGACUUUGAUGUCCUGGAUAUUAAUAUGCGGGGACCUAAUGGAACUAAGGAAAGGCAUGUGCAGGCUUCACAAGUAGAAAAAAGGUUGCCAGACAUGUUGAAAGCCCAGCCAGGACACGACAUGUUUCCCUUGGUUUGUCGUAUUUCACUCCGUCAUGAAAUCCCCCGCAGUAAUGCCUGGCCGGAGCACAGUCCACCCUCGACUUCUUCGAUGGAUCACACAUUUCUUUGGGCUCAAAAGCACAAGAUAUUCCAGGAGAGAAGUUUUAAAUAAUUUUUGGACGCUAAGUUUGCCUUCUCUGGUCUUAAAAAAAGAAAAAAAAAAAAAAAAAAAGCAAUAGCAAUGCUACAGAAAUAAAAUAUAAUAUAUAAUAGCAGAAGUAUAGUGAGACGGUCCAUUCAUAAAUAAAUAAUAAAA